AUGAGCACUGCAGACAGACUUGAGCUGAAAGCAAGAAUUAGGCUGAGGCUGCUUGAGAUCGACAAUGCCCUGGUUGAAUAUGCAGGACUAGAAAAGAUACAUAGAAUAAGACAGAGUGUACGGAUCUCAAUCAAUACACAGAAUGCAAAUAGUUCAAGAAUUAUAAAGCCAAGAGCAUCCACUAAACACAUUAUGUAA
This is a messenger RNA of Ordospora colligata OC4, 198 nucleotides long. RefSeq lists its product as uncharacterized. NCBI's taxonomy places the organism in Eukaryota, Fungi, Microsporidia, Ordosporidae. The record is from RefSeq and is a predicted model, not a curated record. Bases 1 to 198 code for a protein of 65 amino acids. The transcript has a single exon.